Molecule: messenger RNA, 1543 nt
Organism: Thamnophis elegans (Western terrestrial garter snake)
Lineage: Eukaryota; Metazoa; Chordata; Lepidosauria; Squamata; Natricidae
Gene: WFDC1
Product: WAP four-disulfide core domain 1
Exons: 6
Coding region: 383-1051 (222 amino acids)
Biological process (GO): regulation of cell growth
Cellular component (GO): extracellular region
Molecular function (GO): peptidase inhibitor activity
Source: RefSeq, a predicted model, not a curated record
UUGAGACAAGGGUCUAAAAAUAAUCUUUUCAUCUAUCUUUCCUUGGAAAGCUGGGUGGCCGGUUUUGGGUGGGGAGACCUCCACGCUUGGGAGCAAUCGCAAGAUCGGGAGCAGCAGCUCCAACUUGGCGCAAGGAACCUAUUGGCAACACCGCAGCAUCCUUUCUGGUUGCAGACUUGAACCCUUUUAAGGACAAAUUGUCUGGGAGAGAACAGAAUUUGACUUCGGCGGAUUAGCUAACUUCCAUUCCUGCCUUUCUCUUUUCUCCUGCAAAGAAAUCUGGUGCAAAUUCCAUCCUCCACCAGGGUUUGCAAUUCUCAUUUGUGUGUGUGUGUGUGUGUGUUUUGUUUUUGACACAAAGACAGCUGAAAGAGGAGGUAGAAUGGGGAGCAAGCUGUAUUUUUGCACCAGGUUCUUUACAACGACUUGGUGCCUAAUGUUUUUGCUCUCCCCGUCCUGGAACUAUGCAAAGAGGCGCUGGAGAAGGCAACUGAAGGCUGCGCCACUGAAGCCGGCGGAGAAUUACGAUGAUUAUGAGGACUCCCUUCAUCCCCACAACGCACACUACCAGAAGAAUGACCGGUGUCCUCCCCCAUCGCAGACCUUACCCGAACGAGCGUGUGAAGCACCCAGCUGUCGAUCGGACUCUGAAUGCGAGAAACACAAGCGCUGUUGCUAUAAUGGAUGCAUCUACGCCUGCUUAGAAUCCGUGCCCCCGCCCCCAGUUUUAGACUGGCUGAUUCAGCCCAAGCCUCGCUGGUUGGGGGGGAAUGGCUGGCUGCUGGACGGACCGGAGGAAGUCCUACAAGCUGAAACAUGCAGCACCACUGAGGACGGAGAUGACCCCCUUCAUUGUCCAACGGGGUUCGAAUGCCACAUCAUUCACCCGGGGAAUGCCGCCGAGGGCAUCCCUAACCAGGGACAAUGCAUCAAGCUACGUGGGAACUCGGAUGGAUGGAAUCUAAGACCCAAAUACUACAAGGACUAUUUUGGGCGCAGUUCCAGCAACGUAGUGGGUUAUGUGAAGCAAACGCAGAAACACCUUGGUUAACUCAAGAAAGAUUCUUACAAAUGGCCACGUGUGAUGUCAAAGGGAAAACAGCAACAACCUUGGAUGGGCAAAGGGUUAACCAUGAUUGAAGGGAAAAUAAACCAGGAGGAGAAACAUUUCUAAUCUGUUGGUGGUGCCAGGCUGGUUUGAAUUUCUUUUCAGUGUGCCUCAUAUGAACCUCGUGCCAGGGUAAGGGGUUAGAUGGGACUUCAACCCUUAUCAUUAAAACCAGGAUGGACAACAGUGGUCUUCUCCAACAACUCUACCCUUUAAUAGUGUCGUUUUUACAAGAUGGCAAUGUAUAGUCUGGGCAUUUAAUUUGGUCUUUGGAGAAUUCAGCCAUUCUAUCCGUACUAAUAAUGAUGAUUAUUCAUCCAAAACCUCUGUAUGAAUGAGAUCUUUGGUGUGUAGCUGUUCUGACCAAGGUUUCCCAAGAGAAGGAAGCAAACUCCUUGUCCCGAUUAAAAAACCCUUUUAUUAAUUUCCAGUGAA